AUGGGGAUAUUAAGUUUAAAGGGAAUAACCCUGUUUGGUUGCUUUUUCAUAAUUGUUUUAACUGAGAUUGACGGCCAAGCGCGCCGUAUCGCGGUUCCUGCCCGUCGUCCAUUAACCAGGCAGUUAGGGACCGCAUGUUCCCCGCCAUACUUUCCCAACGGUGAUCCAAAAAUUCGAAAUCGAGGCAGAAUGAUGCGGUUCGAUUGUUCGUACGGUUUCAAGCUGGUUGGCAAUCGGUACUCCAACUGCCAAAAUGGACGCUGGGAUACAUCGAUUCCGGUUUGUGUUAAGUCUGGGUGCGAUAUGCUGCCACUGGUGAACUCCGGCUAUGUGCUGUACGAGAUGAACAAAGCGUCCGCAUGGCUUUCGUGUUUUGAUGGGACGGAGUUGGCCGGAUCCAGAAACACGUACUGCAACGGAACGCACUGGGACCGGCCACUGGGUGUUUGCCGUCGGACGGGCCAGGGUACGCCAACUAGCUGCGACUUUGAGGGUGAAUCACUGUGUGGUUGGUCAAACGACGUACUGCACGAUUUCGACUGGAAGCGAAGCGACGGAACGCUAAACCCACGAGCGCUCAGAACUGGGCCCAAGUACGAUCACACCACGAUGCAACCGAAGGCAGGACACUUCAUGAUUGUCGAUUCCAGCGAACAGCUUACGAAUGACACGGCCCGCUUUGUAUCGCCCGUAUUCGAAACGGAACUUAGCGUUGGUUCAUGCUUUCAAUUUUACUACCACAUGUACGGCGAAUCGGUUGGCACGCUGAACGUAUACGUCAAGCCGAUAAGCAGUGAUCUGUACGAUCUGCAGCCCGUUUUCGUCCAACAAGGAAACCAGAAGAACAUUUGGCACGAAGGACACGUGGAGAUUCCAGUCCAAUCGGAACGGUUCCAGAUCGUCUUUGAAGCAAGCCUUGGAUUGCGCUACAAGAGUGACAUUGCGAUCGAUGAUGUUUUUCUGUUGCAGGGUGACAGCUGUCGCGUACCGGUUGAGGAUAGUGAGGAACCUCCGCCGGAAGCCGAAAACGUUCCGGUGAAGAUUGAAUCGUGUGAAAAUCGGUGUGGUAGCAAUAUGGCAGCUGUCCUGAACAGCAGUGAUACGAUCGUGCACUGUGAGUGUCACGACGACUGUGUGACUAGCGAAACCUGCUGUCCUGACUAUCGCGAACGGUGUGUUUUUGAGAUGGUGCCGGUCGUGGGUAGCAACAUAAGUACGACUUCCACAGUGCCCACAACAUCAACUACGGUAAAGGUAACUACUCCGGAACCUACAUCCACAACGUCCACGGUUGUAGUGACUACUAGUUCCACUACCUCCGCGCCUACUACUACAACUAGGCGAACAACGGUUACUAGCACAACUGCCAAACCGACAACAUCUACUACCAAACCAACACCGACUACCCCCAAACCAACCACGACUACCUCCAAACCAACCACGACUACUUCCAAACCAAGCUCGACUAGCUUCAAACCAACUCCGACUACCACGACCAGUACUACUCCGAAAACAUCGACAACCUCCACCGUUGCUUCAUCCACCACGAAGAGAUACAAUCUACGUCCAUCCCGACCGAGGUAUGUUCCGUUAACCUUUAGACCCCGGUUUUCCACCCCCUCAACUACGUCCACUUCAACGUCGACUACUUCGACGUCCACCUCCACAACGGUGACCACGACAUUACUCAGCACCACGACCCAAUCUGACAUAGCAUAUGAGCCGACAGCGCAAUCCACAACGGAAGAGGUGAUUGCACCCGGUUUGGCUAUUGCGGCAAAUGUUCCGGUGGAAAAGCUCCAGAAAACACCGAGCUUGAUGAAGUUCUUCAUCUACGCAAUAUCAGCAAUAACGUUUUUCCUAUGCAUUCUAAGUUUGGCGUACUUUUACGCACGAAAAUCACGCUCCAAUGUGUUGGCGCGUUUGAAGGAGAAAUCGCAAAAGAGUGGCUUCGAGGAUAUUCGAUUUUUGGCCGGUGAGGAAGAUCUGGAUUUUAACAUUACACAGACGCAAGAUGCGGAUGACGAUGCGAAAGGGGACAAGCAGCCGGCGCUGGAAGCAAAGCAAAGAACGGAAGUAAAGCGGUCUACGAAGGACACAAAGUCUGAAACGGAUCGACGAUCGCAUGGGUAUGACGUACAUGCGCAUGGACGCAAAGGAGAUGAGCGUUCCGAUAGUGAUGAUGAUUCGACGGACGAUGAACGUGGAGGACAUGGGAAAAAGAUACACUCAAAGACGAACAAAAAACCGUAUCAGAAAUAUGUAAAACACCAUGACGAGGAUAUGGAAUCGACCUUACUGUGAGGCGAUAAGCAGCAGUGGUGGCGCUGUGUCGCGGUCAACAUAACCGGAAUAGCAAUACGCUGGGAGAAAACCCGAUAAGAAAUUGGUGCCUUUUUGUUUGUUUGCCUGUUUUUUUAAAGCACUACAGGAAAUGCGAUGCGCAUAUGCGUGAUAAACAAAGGAAGCAAACGGAAUAGUGAACCAAUUACGGAAUGAAGUUUUAAAACGCAUUUGCAUUGCUCUUCGAACCGGAUUAUCAUUU
This is a messenger RNA of Anopheles moucheti, 2545 nucleotides long. RefSeq names its product zonadhesin-like. The coding region runs from base 1 to 2304 and encodes 767 amino acids. NCBI's taxonomy places the organism in Eukaryota, Metazoa, Arthropoda, Insecta, Diptera, Culicidae. The transcript is spliced from 3 exons. Gene Ontology annotation, cellular component: membrane. The record is from RefSeq and is a predicted model, not a curated record.